Messenger RNA from Knipowitschia caucasica, 1683 nucleotides. The record is from the annotation of a GenBank genome assembly. Lineage: Eukaryota; Metazoa; Chordata; Actinopteri; Gobiiformes; Gobiidae.
AUGGGCAGGAAAAAGAUCCAGAUCCAACGAAUCACGGACGAAAGAAACAAGCAGGUCACAUUCACGAAGCGGAAGUUUGGCUUGAUGAAGAAAGCCUACGAGCUCAGCGUGUUGUGUGACUGUGAAAUCGCCCUCAUCAUUUUCAACCACGCCAACAAGUUGUUCCAGUACGCCAGCACCGACAUGGAUAAAGUCCUGCUCAAAUACACAGAGUACAACGAGCCGCACGAGAGCCGGACCAACGCCGACAUCAUAGAGACUUUGAGAAAGAAAGGGUUUAACGGAUGCGACAGCCCAGAGCCCGAUGGGGAAGACUCGAUCGAUCAAAGUCCACUCAACGACGACAAGUUCAGAAAGACCACAGAGGACCUGGACGUUCUCUUCAAACGCUACGGACAGUCGACCGCUCCGCCUCAGACGUUCACGAUGCCAGUGACGGUCCAGGCGUCCAACCCGAGCACGCUGCAGUUCAGUAACCCUGGCAACGCCCUGGUAACUACCUCCUACGUGACUUCGUCGUCGCUCACGGAUACCCACCUCCUGUCGCCGCAGCAACCGUCUCUCCAGAGGAACACGGUGUCACCUGGGCUGCCGCAGCGGCCGGCCAGUGCAGGGGCUCUUCUUGGCGGCGAUCUGAAUAAUUCAAACGGAGGCUGCCCUAGUCCAGUUCCUAAUGGAUACACCAGCGCCAGGGCCUCGCCGGGCCUGCUCACGGUCUCCAACGGCAACAGUCUGGGGAAAGUAGUCCCGGCUAAGUCCCCACCUCCACCUCCGAGUCCGCAGAUGGCCAACAGCCGCAAGCCAGACCUCCGUGUCAUCACAUCGCAGGGCGGGAAGAGCCUGAUGCAGAUGAACGCUCAGCGGUUGGCGGCAGGAGCCCAAGUGGCACAGAGCCUCACCACACCGGUCGUCUCUGUGGCCACGCCCAGUCUGCUGGCCCAGGGGCUGCCCUUCUCCGCCAUGCCCACCGCCUACAACACAGAGUACCAGCUGACCAGUGCGGACAUCACCGCGCUUCAUGCUCUGGCCUCACCUGGAGGUCUGUUGCCGAGCAGCGUGUCCUCAUGGCAACAGCAGCAACCGCAGCAACCGCAGCAACAGUCGGCAACCGCCCAACAGCAGCAGAUCAACCUGGCGUCUCUCAGCAACUUGGUCAUGUGGGGCGUGGACAAACAGAACAGCGAUCUGUGCAGCCAGGUGUCCAGCCUGGCCGCCAAUCUGAGCGUUGGCUCUCCGUCCAACCUGCUCUUGGGUAGAGAUGAGUGGUUGGGCCGGCCCGUGACACAUUUACCUCAAGGCGCCAUGUUGACGGUGAACACCAGCUCCGGCGUCAGCAUCAAGUCUGAGCCUGUGUCUCCGGGCCGCGACCGCAGCACACCCUGCCCGCACCCCUCCUCCACCCCGGUGACCACAGCCGCGGGCGCCAUACUCAGUGCUCCGCCGCAGUAUCCCGGCUCCCUGCUCUGUCUGGAGCCGCCCACCGGCCGCUCGCCAGCCGACAGCGUAAGCAGCAACGCCAGCUCCUUCGAGGGCAGCGACCGGGACGACACGGGCGGAGGGGGCGGCGGGGGCAGCGGCACGGCCAGUAUUAACCCCGCGGACCUCCUCAUCCGGGCGGGCAGCGAGCAGGAGCAAGAAGGCAGCAACGUGAAGCGCAUGAGACUGGACGCGUGGGCCACAUAG